UCUCUCUCUCUCUCUCUCUCUCUCUCUCUCUCUCUCUCUCUCUCUCUCUCUCUCUCUCUCUCUCUCUCUCUCUCUCUCUCUCUCUCUCUCUCUGCUGAACUUGUUACAAAAAAAAUUCUUCUGCAAGAAGAUCGUAGCGAGGCCCAUUCAAAUAGAUAGAUUCAAAGAGAGACGAUAGAUUAAUUUGAUCUACACUCAAAAGGAAGCAACUCUUCUGUUUAGCUACCUCAUGCAUUAUAAAAACUACUUCACCAACUUUUCUCUAGUCGUUCAUCUACCCACCAAGCAAGCGAACGAAGUGAGCCGCCAGUUUGUCAACUUCACCAUCUUCAUUACUUCCAAGACUUUCAGUAACAAGGGUCAGAAGUUCGUAGCAAAACUUAUCCUCAAUGCUGUGGCUCAACAUGAUCGACUUCAACGCCAAGACCUGUCACUCGUCACCAUCGGCGUCAGGGAACCAACGCCACGACCUGUCACUCGUCACCAUCGGCGUCAGGGAACCAGCGCCACGACCUGUCACCUGUCACCAUCGGAGGCAGGGAACCAACGGAAGACCGAACGGCGACGUGAAGCAGACGCUGAGCAGCUGGAUCCAUUAAAACUGGACAAGGGAUUGGUUUUCCUACUUCUCCUUCGUCUAGUUCUUUGAAUCAAGGAAUUCGAUGUUGUCCGUACAAGGCGGUGUUUAUGGUCGAAUCUUCUGAGGUAAUAAAGUCUGAACUGUCGUCGACCUUUCACCGGCAACUGAUGCAGCAGCUGACUGAUGAAGAAGACUUAGACACAUUUGAGAGUUGGGAAAAUGGAAGAUAAUAUCUAUACUAUAUCGCAUUCAUCAUCACAGUCACCGUCAUCGGGUCCAUAUUCACAAUCAUCCAUUUUUAUCAGUCUCAUCAUAUCAGUUUCCAUCACCAUAACCUAACCAAUCCACAUUAUAAUUAUCAAUAGUAUCAGUUUGCUCUAAUUAAUCAAUCUGCAUAAUUUUCAUCCUGUAUCACAAGCAGCCUUUCUGUUGCCAUUCUCUGUCCAAUUCCACUGCUGUUCCUUCCUUUAAUAAACAGUCAACCCUACUACUGCCUACACCAGCAUCCCUAAAUGGUACAGUGGAAUAUAGAGAUAUAGAAGAAACAGAAGAAGAGAAAGAUAAAGGAGACGGUGAAGACGAUAAUGAUAAUGAUGUGGAUGGUGCAGUCACGAACAUGAAGGAAACUAGGGCUAAGCACACGACAACCAAUAAAUAAUGCGCAGUUGUAAUGACAUUUGAGCAAAUUUCUCUCACGAGCUAAAAUAAUGCUGUCUUUAACCCGAUUCCACAGGUAGAAAGUUGGCCGAAAUUAAACCCAUGGAAAGUUGUCAGGGUUAUAACUGAAACCGAUAAUCACCAAAAUCUAUUGUGUUUCCCCCUUAUUGCAUUAUUUAAAACGUAUAUGUAUCGAAUCCAAUUUCAUUCAUGUGGUUGGUGAAAUUUUCCUUACAAGAGCUUACAAAUAACAAUAGAUAACAGUAAAUUUUCUAAAUCUAUAAAUAAAUUUGCCUUUUCUCUUGCUGGCAUGCUCAAACUGAAUCUAAAGUCAGAAUUAACCCAUUACUUAAGAUAUUGGCAACACAUGUGACUUUAUGUUACUGGAACUUAAAUGCAUAAACACAAAUCCAACAUACAAUGCCUGCUUGACAGGAAGAGUCAGACAGCAUCCGAUUUGUUCUGGCUGUCCCUGUGUUCCAACAUAUUUACAAAAGGUUCCAUGCAUUGUGUACUUCUGUGUUUAUUUUGCUUAAAUUACAUUUUCCUGCCACAUACACAUAUCCAUGUUUGCAUUCUAUUUUUUUUCCUUUUUACUCUGUUAUAUGACAUCUCUAUUUUGGAUAAAUAUAAACAGACGAGGAAGUCUGAAGAGGUCAGACAGCUUUUUCUAUAUAAGUGGUAACGAUACACCAUGUGAUUAAAUAACAAAAUCGUGCCAAGAAUGCAUACAGGCAUUACAUCAGCUGCACAGUAGGUAAUCAAAAUAAAACUGGGCUCCUUGCAAAUGCUGCACCGUGUGCUACUUUGGAUACAGUGGCUGAAUGUGAAACGUACAUCAAUGCCAUUUACAAUCCCAGUGAUAUGACGAUAAGCGAAGAAUCACCUGAAUGACUGUUACUUUUGUGUCUUAAAUGUGGAUUUUUUCUUAAGAAAAUUAUAACAAGAUAACAUAUCAAGAUUGUGAGUCGGCUAUAGUACCUGUGCUACACAGUAAGGACACUCAUAUACCUGUUACGGCUGUUUUUUAUGAUACUGAACGUCAUAGUAGUGAGAAAACUGAUAACACUGAUCUUCGUGACCCACCUGAAUUUGAGACUUGCAGACUACCUCAGUCACUCUACAGGAGUUAAAUGACAUAUCAGAAACAUUAACCAAUUAAAUCAUCAAGAGCUGAUCCUUUUAGCAGAAAGAAUAAAAAUAACUGGUUUUCACGAACACCAUACUAAUUUUGCGGCAUUCUUACAAAUGGAGAACGGUUUAUAUUUCUGCUUUGAUGUGAAUGAUCUUAUGGAGGAACUUGCCCAUGAACACCUUCUGGACGAAUCGAAAUUGUAAUGAGAAUCUUUCUCUGCCAAUGGCUCAUGUUGAAGAGCUAAAAGAAACAUUGUAGUCCAUGGGAAUUCUACUCUGACUAACAAAAUACAAAGACCACAAGUGGAAUAUAUGUAGGGACCUAACUUAGUUACAUCUCUAACUUAGUUACAUUUAUCUCACGUAUUUCGUUUUGGAAUAAUCAUGACGGCGCUAAGGACCAUAAGAUCAAAGAGUUGCCGGCAAGAAAAGUCCUUAAUCCAGGAAAAUUCAGCUUGAAAUAUAUACCCUUGGUGUCCCUAAAAAAUAUAUUUCUUCCCCAGUUGCAUAUAAAGUUGGGCCUAAUGAAAAAUGUUGUAAAAUUAGAAAAGCUUUAACUGACGCAAAACUAAUGGCCGGAGUAUUUGUUGGACGACACAUAUGUGAACUGUUAUCCUACCCAGUCUUCCUAUUAACACUGACCCCGAUGGACCUGCUUGCAUGAGAUGCUUUCAAGCAGAUUGUUUGGAACAUCCGAGGAAGAGUAGACCUCACAAUUAUUCCGAAUUAGCGUAGAAGCCUACAGAACAUUGGGUUGCCGUACGUCCUUGAAAAUGCUCUAUCUUCAUUCACGCCUGGACUUCUUUCCAUCCAGCCUUGAUUCUGUUAAUAAUGUACAUGAUAAAGGAUUUCAUCAGGAUAUCAGUACAAUGAAGGCCCGAUCUCAGGGGCGUUUCAGUCCCAGUCUGAUAGUCAUAAGAGUAAAGCCAAAUGCCUACAACACUAUUAAAUAUUUUCUACUUCCAGUGAGAAUAUGAUGCUUAAUGUCCUUGAAGCAUUAUUUAGC
This is a messenger RNA of Cherax quadricarinatus, 3377 nucleotides long. The record is from RefSeq and is a predicted model, not a curated record. NCBI's taxonomy places the organism in Eukaryota, Metazoa, Arthropoda, Malacostraca, Decapoda, Parastacidae.